Messenger RNA from Onthophagus taurus, 1854 nucleotides. RefSeq names its product small glutamine-rich tetratricopeptide repeat-containing protein alpha-like. Gene Ontology annotation, biological process: post-translational protein targeting to endoplasmic reticulum membrane. Lineage: Eukaryota; Metazoa; Arthropoda; Insecta; Coleoptera; Scarabaeidae. The record is from RefSeq and is a predicted model, not a curated record. Gene Ontology annotation, cellular component: membrane; TRC complex. Gene Ontology annotation, molecular function: molecular adaptor activity; protein binding.
AAUCCAAAGUUACUCAGCUUUUUUAAUAAGAUAAAAUGAUCCAGCUGAUCAAACGCCUUCCGAAAGUCGAGAUACACAGCAUCUGCCUGCCCUCUAGCGUCGAUUACAUCAGCAACAAAUUGGGCGAAGCAUGUCAGAUUGGUGACAGUCGAUCAACCACAAACAAAUCCGUGUUGGACUUAUAUACUUGUUUAAAUAAUAUAAGAUGUGCUUGAAAAGAACGCUUUCAAAAGUCUUCGAGAAACCACACAGCAGCGAUAUAGGUCCGUAAUUCACAAUCUCAGCACAGUUGCCCUUCUUCAAAAUUGGACAGACGUAUGACUCUUUCCAUAACAACGGAAAGGUAGAAGUAGGCCAGAAUCGAAGCACAGUCCUUCAGUAAAAAGCUCGGUAUCCCAUCAACUCCAGCAAUAAGAGUAUUCUUUGUACGCUUCAACGCAUCCUCAACCUCCUCCAAGCUGUACGCAUUAUAUGCAUCGGUAAUGAGAUGUUUCGAUAGACGUCUGUAGCGUUUAAAUUCAUUCAGGCAAUACAGCGAACCAGUACGCUUGUGCCUAGCGCGCAUAUUCUCCUUCAUGCGAAUACAAUUCUUUACCUCCUUCGUGAACCAAGCAGGCCAACGAUGAUUCGUAGAAUCUCUCACAGUUUUAGGCACUGCUAAAUCAAAAACAUCGUGUAGCUUGUUAUAAAGAAGCCGGCAUGCAUCAUCUAUCAUUCCAAUACCAUCCAGGUCCGAUCAAUUCACCUCACCCAACAUCCGAUACAACAAAGAUUUUACGCAAUGGACGAUAUUAAGCUGCAGAUAAUUAAAAGCAUAUUAAGGUUUCUUCGUGAUGAAAUUGAACAUAGUACUCUUGAUGCCGAGCAGAAAGAGUCUUUGGACGUCGCCCGACAGUGUUUGGAAUCAACAUAUGAGGUUGAUGGAAAUGAUCUUGCAUCUUUAGCAAACGCAGAUGAUUUGAAUUUGAUGUUUAGAGCCAAUUCAGAAGUUAGUGAAGAUAUUAGUAUAAUAGCAGAAGAACUUAAAGUGAAAGGAAACGAUCAGAUGAAAUUAGGUUUAUAUUCAGAAGCGCUGGAUUUAUAUACAAAGGCUAUCAAUUUAAAUCCUAGAAAUCCUGUUUAUUAUUGUAAUAGAGCAGCUGCUUACAGUCGAUUAGAAAGGCAUUGGGAUGCUAUUUCUGAUUGUAAAGAGUCUAUUAAAUUAUCUCGUUCGGCUAAAGCUUAUGGAAGAAUGGGUGUUGCAUAUUCAAAUAUGCACAUGUAUAAGGAAGCUAAAGAAGCUUAUGCAAAAGCUCACGAAUUAGAUCCGUCAAAUGUGACAUACGAGCAAAAUUUGAAGUUAGCCGAAGAACUUUUAACGUCAUCGAGCACAUCAUCUCGGAGUUCAACGGCGACGGCAGCUCCAGGUGCAGCGCCGGCGGGAUUCCCGAACGUGUCAGGGUUGGACUUUAAUAGCUUCAUGAACAAUCCCGCCCUUCUGAAUAUGGCGUCCCAAAUGCUCAACGACCCGUCGUUUAGAUAUAUGGUGUCUGGGAUCAUGUCGUCAGGACCAAAUGACGAGGCAAACAUAGACGCUUUUGUUACAGUAGGUCAACAAUUAGCUCAGCAAAUGCAAACUGCUUAUCCGAAUUUAAUGGAGACAUUAAGAUCCAGCAUGGGUGGAAAUCGAGGUCCAGAAGACGACCAACAGAACCAAGAUCCUCCGAAUCCUCCGUCGACUGGCAAUUAAAUAAUGUUAAAUGUAAAAGAACUUAUAAAAUUUGUUUGGUAAAUGUUUUCUUUUUGUAUCUUUAAUUUUUUGUAGCGCUAUAAGCGUAAUAUAAAUGGAGUAAUAAAUUGUGACAACUACUUUCA